AUGACGGAAGAAGACUAUGAUAUCCAACAUCACAAGCAAAUAACGGCGCAAAGAAAUUUCGAUUUCGUGAACUUCGGAGACUACCAAAUUAAAACAUGGUACUUUUCGCCUUAUCCUCUCUUGGAGACGGAGAUCGAAGAGAUUGCGACAAACGCCAAUAAGGCGAACCUCUGGGUUUGUGACAUGUGCUUCAAGUACAUGGCCGAUGCGCUCACUUUGGAGAUUCAUAAAGUAAUUUGCACUCGUAAGCACCCUCCUGGCAGAAAGGUCUAUCAGCGGGGUGCCCAUACCAUAUGGGAAGUUGAUGGUGCCAAAGACAAGCUUUACUGUCAAAAUUUAUCCCUGUUUGGGAAACUCUUCAUCGACGUGAAGACAUUGUUUUUCGAUUGUGACAAUUUCCUCUUCUACAUUCUGACCGACGCCACUCCAUCGACUGACCAUAUUCUGGGUUUCUUCUCCAAAGAGAAACACUCCUUCGAUGAAUACAAUUUAGCGUGCAUAAUGACUCUUCCGCAAUACCAACGCAUGGGUUAUGGGAUGCUCAUGAUCGAAUUCAGUUAUGAACUGUCUCGACGAGCGGGCAAGGCAGGCACACCUGAGCGUCCGCUGUCUGACCUCGGACUACGGAGCUACUUGGCAUACUGGGUAGCCACCCUCAUACGAUUUUUCCGGUAA
This is a messenger RNA of Laccaria bicolor S238N-H82, 675 nucleotides long. Its product is annotated as histone acetyltransferase, MYST superfamily. The coding region runs from base 1 to 675 and encodes 224 amino acids. The transcript is spliced from 8 exons. Gene Ontology annotation, biological process: regulation of DNA-templated transcription. Gene Ontology annotation, molecular function: histone acetyltransferase activity. The record is from RefSeq and is a predicted model, not a curated record. NCBI's taxonomy places the organism in Eukaryota, Fungi, Basidiomycota, Agaricomycetes, Agaricales, Hydnangiaceae.